AAAUGUCAUAAUGUUUGGUGUUUGAAAAUUUGGUGAAAUAAAUCUAUAAAUAUUACGAUAAUAAUAAGACAUUUAACUAAUUUGGAGUUAGAUUGCUAAAAUAUCCUACUUAUAGUAGUUUAUGCUAAAAAUAUUUUAUAAGUAGGUCAAUUGAUUGUUAGCGGAUUGGUUACCGGUACGUCAGGAAGCUUCGUAAUCAUAAGUAGUUGGCGGAAUUCAGUUAUUUGUGAAUUUAUAUAAUAACCUAAGACGCAGGUUAUAUGUGCAGUGUUUACUUAAAUCCGCUGAGCAAGAAUUACAUUAUAAGUGUAAGUGGAUAUGGCAGAAAAUGACGAUUAUUUAGAGUCCAUUGACAAUAAUCAUUUGGACGGAACCAACGGUUCAUUAAACAUGACCGACAAUAGCCUCGGUGCAGGAGAUGAGGCGUCUGGUACAGAGGUACCUGACCUAGCUGCUAUUAAAGCUAGAGUUCGAGAAAUGGAAGAGGAAGCUGAGAAAUUAAAACAAAUGCAAACUGAAGUUGAUAAACAAAUGAGCAUGGGUAGCCCGCCUGGACUUACGAGUCCAUUAAACAUGUCUAUAGAAGAAAAAAUUGAAGCGGACAAUAGAUCAGUUUAUGUUGGCAAUGUGGAUUACGGAGCGACAGCUGAAGAAUUAGAACAACACUUUCAUGGUUGUGGUUCAAUCAACAGGGUGACAAUAUUAUGUAAUAAGUUUGAUGGUCAUCCUAAAGGCUUUGCUUAUAUCGAAUUUGGGGACAAAGAUAGCGUACAAACUGCCAUGGCUAUGGACGAGUCUCUAUUUAGAGGGCGCCAAAUAAAGGUUAUGCCAAAGCGCACAAACAAGCCGGGGUUGUCAUCAACCAACCGGCCUCCGCGGUCGAUGCGCGGCCGUGGUCGCUCCUUCCGCGGCGGCUUCAACUCGUACCUGGCGGUGUACCGGCCCAUCCGCCGCGGCAGAGGGUACAGGCGCGGCAUGUAUUACUCCCCGUACUGAGUACGGUAAAACGGGGACUCCGCCCCCGGCCGCAGCCGCGCCGCGCGAUACCCUCGCGAGUGUGUGCGGUGUAGCUAAGUUAGUGUACCGACUGGCGGCUACCUUCAGUGUCGUCAACCGGAUCGCCAAUGGAUUCUGACUCCACUUUAGUUUAUAAAAAAUAUACUUUUGGGUAAGAGGUCAUGUUAUGCUGGUCGGGUCAGACAGUGACAAGUUUGUUCGAUGAAUUGCAAAUUGAACAGUUUAUUGUCAUGUGGAUGUAGACGAGAUGUGACGAUGGAUCGUUCAGUGUGUGCUGUUAUCUUGUAUGGAUUGAUGACUAAAUAUUAAAUUUAAGCUAUGAUGUCCUCCUGAUUUUAGUGUUAAGUGUCGUAUUCUUAUUCAAUUAAAAUUUGCGAUGACUUUAUGAUUAAUUAUAAUAUGAACCGUUUGCGGUAUUCUAGUUAGUAGUUGUUCGAAUGUUUGUAAUAGAAGCAUUUAUUUUUUUAAAA
Messenger RNA from Papilio machaon (common yellow swallowtail), 1487 nucleotides. It is a transcript of the gene Pabp2, whose product is annotated as polyadenylate-binding protein 2. The record is from RefSeq and is a predicted model, not a curated record. Bases 319 to 996 code for a protein of 225 amino acids. The transcript has 6 exons. Gene Ontology annotation, molecular function: RNA binding. NCBI's taxonomy places the organism in Eukaryota, Metazoa, Arthropoda, Insecta, Lepidoptera, Papilionidae.